AUGCAAAUUCAUUUUCAAUGCUGCCAACAAACAGAGAGUCCACUUGUAGCCUACGACCAAAGCAAAUCGGAGGGUAAAAUUCUACUAGAUAAAAUUAAAGGAUGGAGAAAUGAGCAACAUGAGGUUGAAUUUUCUCAUUUUCUUGCGAGGAGAGAUCGAACCUUUGCUAUUACUCGUUCCGAUCAUCAAAUUUAUUGGAUCACAAGAUCAAUGUGUCAUAAAUUAGAAAAUAGAAUGAAGGUUUAUUUUGUUGCAUCGUCAUAUGGACAUGUUAUGUUUCUGACUGAUCCGAUAGAUCAAAAUACAGGAAAUUGUGUGGCAUACAAUCCUCAUGGAUAUACUGUUCAUCGAUUACCUAAUGGACAUUCCUAUACAGUUCCAAAGAAAUCAUCAGUAAUUGGAUUUCGUUUACAUGGAAGUGCUGAAUUAUUUGGGGGUGAAACUAAAACUUUCUCACUUGAUUUAUCUGAUCCUGGCAUGCUAGAAUUUCUCCAUAUGCAAGAUGUUGAGAAAUGUUUAGAUAUCAAUGAAUAUGUUGUUUACAUGAGUUGUGCGGCAUAUACGAGUAUUUUAUUAACAAAUCAUGGAAGAUUGAUGAUAUGUGGUUCUAAUGGAUUUGGUGAAUUAGGAUUUGAUGUAAAAGACAAUAAGACUGAAAAACUUGAUGUUCAUCCAAUUCAUAAACAAGACCCAAACUUGUUCUUUACUAAAACAGCAUGUGGAGAUCACAAUAUUGUUGUUAUUACUAAGGAAGGGUUAGUAUACGUAACUGGUUACAACUCUAGUAAUGAAUUAGGACUAAGCUCAACAUCUUCUGUUUUCCAAUUACAACCAUCAAAAUUGUUUAAUGAAUACGCUGCAAAAGAUCCAUUCAUUGAUGUUGCUUGUCACUAUUAUGGAGCUAUUCUAUUGGGCAAAUCAGGAUCUGUUUAUAUAAGUGGAGGAAGUCAAAAGCAUGUAAGGAAAUACUCAAUUCCGCCAUCUCAUGACAUGUUUUCUCAAUAUUUAAAUGUUGGAUCUAAUUCUAAUAGUUUAUUCGCUAUAGCUAACAACGAAACAAGCAUUUUAUUGACACAAUUUUCCAGAGAAGGAGAUAAUAUUUACCAUACUGCUCAUAAUUAUUGUUAUGAUUCUCACAGAUAUUCCUCAACAAUUACUGGCAGCGAAAAUAAUACUAUGACUUGUAUAUUAUUAAGGAAUGAAACCAUCAAUACCAAGUUCCAAUCUAAUUUAGCACUUCAUUUAUCAUUAUACAAUGGUGAAAAUGAAAAGACCUUUAGUGAUUUAAUAAUAAAGGUCUAG
Messenger RNA from Naegleria gruberi, 1302 nucleotides. RefSeq lists its product as uncharacterized. The record is from RefSeq and is a predicted model, not a curated record. Bases 1 to 1302 code for a protein of 433 amino acids. The transcript has 2 exons. Lineage: Eukaryota; Heterolobosea; Eutetramitea; Acrasida; Naegleriidae.